AUGGCGGUGGACACGGGCCACAUCUCAUCCGCUUCGUCCGUGCUAGUACGGCAGGAUGAGCUGCCGACCGAGUUAAUCCUGUCGAUGGAGCGAAUCCUCGAGAUUAGACCAGGCCAAACAUCGGAUCCCCUGGACAACCUGAAGGUUGAUUUCAAUCCGGUUCAGUUGCUCAAUGAUUACUUUCCAGACGAGGCUUCGCUUGGUCAGCUUGAGUCUGCGCAGGCUCGUCUAUCCGAGAAUGAACGGGCGUUGCGAAAUGAGAUCGAGGCACUGAAGGAGGAGUUGAGACGUGAACAGGAUCCAAGUCGCAUGCAAGCGAUUCAAGAAAUGAUUUCUGAGCUGCUGGGACAAAUGUCUCGUAUCCGGGAGAAGGCCACAGAGUCAGAGGCUGUCGUGCGGAAUAUCACCAAGGAGAUCCAGGUGUUGGACUUGGCGAAGAAAAACCUUAUCCUGAGCAUGACCACAUUAAAGAGGCUGCAGAUGCUUGUCAAUGCCCUGAGUCAGCUCGAGGACCAGGUCAGAGACAAGCGGUAUCAUGAUAUCAUACAAACGCUGGCUGCUGUCAAACAGAUCUGCGCGUCAUUCAAGCCUUACAUGUCAAUUCAUCGAAUCUCUCAGACUUGGCGACGAAUUCAAGAAAUACAGGGCGAGUUGCGUACGAAAAUAGAUGCAGAUUGGGAGCGCUUCUAUACUCAAGACCCGACCAAACCCAUUAAGCCAUCAGUCAUUGCAGAUGCAUGCCUGGUGAUAGACGUGAUUGGCUCAGAUGUCCGUAAUCAGUUCAUUGACCGUUACGUGGCUCUCGAACUCAAAGAGUACCGCCGCAUCUUCCGAGCGACGGACGAGGCUGGGCAGCUCGACAAUCUCUCUCGCCGGUUCGCAUGGUUCCGACGGUUGUUGCAGACUCACGAACUUGAACAAGGAAGAGUCUUUCCUGCCGAAUGGCGGGUUGGAUGGUUCUUGACUGCCAAAUUCAUCGAGAUUACUAGAGAUGAUAUGACAGCGUUGCUCUCCAAGGCCGGGUCAAAGUUGACUGUGAAGCAACUCCUCGACACCCUUCAGGACACCAUGGAUUUUGAAGCAUCUCUCGGACGCAAAUAUGCCACCCCAGUGACGGAUAUCUUGAAAGAAACGCAACCCGCGGGGGCUUCACGACCGCUCAAGACCAUUUCAUCUGCGUUCGAACCCCACAUGGGUGUGUACAUUGACGCUCAAGACAAGUUGAGCAUCGACCUCUCUCACACCGAUCUAUACACUAAUGCCUUUUAUUUCAGAGCGCUUGGAGAUAUGCUUGCUCAAUAUAGAGGCUCAAAGUCGCGUUCAUCAUUGGAAGCUGCUUCUUCCGGCAGCUCAACGGAUGAAUCGACGCCUCCCGUCCUAGUGCUUCCGUCCUCUACAGAACUGUUCUAUUUCUAUGCGCAAAUUCUGGAUCAAUGUGCCAAAUUGUUCACCGGCCAGCCUCUAUAUGACUUGUCCGUGUUGUACAAGAAAUGGCUACGUAUCUAUGCCGAGGAUGUUCUCUUGGCGAGCAUGAAGAAGCCAAGUGCCGUGUCUUCGAGGAAAUCUAUGGAAAGCAGGCUUGACAUGAAUGAAUUGAAGAGGGCUUGUACGCUCAUCAAUACUGCCGACUACUGUCAGACUACCGCACUUGAAAUGGAAGAGAACAUCAAAGAGAAAAGUGACCAGGCGUUCAAAGAUAAGAUAUCGUUCCAAGAGGAGAGUGAUCUGUUUGUCGGUGCCAUCUCGGCCGCAAUUCAGGUCAUGCUAAGAGAACUGGACGCUGCUUGCGAUCCCGCUUUUGCGACUAUGUCGCGGACAGCUUGGACCACAGUCAAAUCUGUCAGCGGCCAAUCUGCAUACGUGGAUGAUCUUGUGAAGGCCAUUGAUCAAGUGAUCAGUUCUGUCAAGCCGCUUGUGGAGCAAAAGAAAUAUCUGCGCAACUUCCUGGACAAGGCCUCUAGUGCUCUAUUUGCCAAGUUCACCAACGCACUUGUCAAAAGCCGACCUUUGAAGGAGAUUGGCGCCGAACAACUCCUGAUCGAUUUGCAAGAACUCAAAGGAGCUUUGCUCAGGAUCCCUGGUGACUCCCUAAUUACCUCAAAUUACACACGAAGCGUCACGAAACAUACCACGAGAUUGGAAGCACUGUUGAAAGUCAUCGUGACUCCCUUAGAUCCUGUUGACGGUUUCAUCUUGAAUUACACCCUCCUCAUUGGCGAUGCAUCGUUCACGAACUUCCAGAAGAUCCUUGAUCUUAAGGGGACCACAAAGACGGAACAGAACGACCUCCUCGACUCAUUCCUCGCAAUCACCAGUACAAAGACGGACCUCGAAAGCACAUCGUUCCUGUCAUCUCUUGACAUGGAUCCAGGUCAAGUGACAUCGCUUGGAAGCCCUGCCGGUAGCCGGGUGUCUUUACUACCACGUACCGGCUCCGGAGAGGGCAUUCUCGCUGCACUAUCCUCUCCGCCUUUGAGCGCUUCAGGCACAGAAGUCCCACCCAAGGUGGAUCAGACGAUAAAGAGAGAGGUCUUUUCGGAUUUCAAGCGUUUCGUGAGCUUUGGGUUGAGGAGGGAAACCCUACCGCCGUCGUGA
Molecule: messenger RNA, 2595 nt
Organism: Laetiporus sulphureus 93-53
Lineage: Eukaryota; Fungi; Basidiomycota; Agaricomycetes; Polyporales; Laetiporaceae
Exons: 16
Coding region: 1-2595 (864 amino acids)
Biological process (GO): retrograde transport, endosome to Golgi
Cellular component (GO): GARP complex
Source: RefSeq, a predicted model, not a curated record